Messenger RNA from Asterias rubens (European starfish), 17460 nucleotides. RefSeq lists its product as uncharacterized. The record is from RefSeq and is a predicted model, not a curated record. Gene Ontology annotation, cellular component: membrane. NCBI's taxonomy places the organism in Eukaryota, Metazoa, Echinodermata, Asteroidea, Forcipulatida, Asteriidae. The transcript is spliced from 68 exons. Bases 1 to 16500 code for a protein of 5499 amino acids.
AUGCUCGGGGGAUUAAUUGGGUUGGUACGUCAUAAUGAAACAUGGGGUUCUGUCUGUGCAGACGGCUGGUCUAGAGAGUCUGCUAGCAUCCUCUGUAAACAGUUGGGCUUCUUCGAUGCCCUAACUGCCAUCACCCUGUCACCCUCUGAAGGGGAUCUGAUCUGGUUAAAUGGAAUCACCUGUUCUGGAUCCGAGACUGAGUUGGAUGAAUGUAUCUAUGAAGACUUUGGAACACCUGUUACGUGCGACAGCGGAGAAGUGGCUGCUGUUGUCUGUACUAUGGAGCAGCCAAUGGUUCGUCUAGUUGAUGGUGGAACUCCACUAGAGGGUAGAGUAGAGGUACGAAUCAACGGUGAAUGGGGAGAAGUCUGUAACUUCCUGUGGGACAUUGAGGAUGCCAACAUCCUCUGCGCUUAUUUAGAUUUCCCCUACGCCUUGGAGGCAUCCAAAGACAGGUUUCAACCAACUGGAGAAACUGGACCCAAUCUACUUGACUCUGUGACCUGUUUGGGAGAGGAGAAAUCAUUCUUUGACUGUAGCUUUAAGUACAAACCAACAGAAUGUGGAGGACAUGCUGGUGUGGUCUGCCAGUCACCUGCCAGAGAUGAAGUACAGGUCAGAUUAGCUGAAGGGCGUGGCUCGUUCCAAGGCAGGGUGGAGCUUCUUCACAACGAUGUCUGGGGCACAGUUUGCGACGAUGGCUGGGACUUGGAAGAUGCCCAUGUGAUCUGUCGCCAGCUCGGGUUCACCGGUGCUGGCGAGGCAGUCUUAGGGGGAGCAUUCGGUGAGGGGAAGGGGCCAAUCUUGUUGGAUGAAAUCGCUUGUCAAGGAACGGAGAGGGGCCUUGAGUAUUGCGGCCAUAAUGGUUGGGAGCAGAGUAAUUGUGACCAUAGUGAAGAUGCUGGUGUGGUCUGCCUGCAAGAGGGAGAUCUGGCUGUUCGUUUAACCGAUGGAGCAAGCCCUAACCAAGGCCUCGUUGAAGUACUCAUGGACAACGAAUGGAGAACGGUCUGUUUUGCAUAUUCCGGCUCUGCAGACGCUGAGGUGAUCUGCCGACAGCUGAAAUACUCCGGGGCUGUGUCUGCCCUCAAUGCUGAAGACAUGGGUAUAAUAACGCCAACGAACACCGAUGUGCUAACUCUGGUCUGUGCUGGUAGCGAGUACAAGAUACAAGAAUGCAAUACUUACUUUAAGAAUAGAUUCUCCUGUGCACCAGAGCUUACUGGCGCUGUUAUUUGCUCAGGGGAAAUUGUUGAUGACACUCCAGAUGUUCCUGUUCGUCUGGUGAAUGACGGCCCUGAACCCAGGACUGGAGAGGGCCGGGUUGAGAUCUACCAGGAUGGUGAAUGGGGCAGUAUCUGUGAUGGUGAUGAUUGGACACUAAGGGAGGCAACCGUUCUCUGCAAGCAGCUUGGAUUUAUUGCAGCCGUCAGGGGAGCAAAGUCGGAAGAAUACGGUGAUCCGACUACAGGGCCUUUUUGGAUGUCCGCAAUCAGUUGUGACGGCACAGAGGACAAGAUAAAUGACUGUCGCCAGGAAUCGUGGGCCAGUAAUUGCCCACUUGAAAACAACAUUCCUGCUACGGCUAUCUGCAUUACAGAACCACUGGACAUUCGUCUGGUUGGUGGUUUGACAAAGUACGAAGGCACUGUGGAGGUCUACUUCAGGGGUGAGUGGGGGUCUAUCUGUGAUGAUCUGUGGGGCAUAGAAGAUGCUAAAGUCGUCUGUCGACAGCUUCACCUUGGUGAAGCUGUGUCUGCUAAGACUCGGGCGUACUUCGGGAGAAGCGAGCUUGAACCGAUCCAUUUUGAUGAUGUUGAGUGUCAGGGAGAGGAGUCUACUUUAUCCGAGUGCCUCAUGGAUGCCCUUCAGAUCUGCAACCACUUAGAGGACGCAGGAGUCGUGUGCAGUGGACACGAUACAGAACCUGAAGUACAUAUUCGUUUAUCCGGCGGUGAUGACACCACUGAAGGACGUGUGGAAGUCUACAGUGAAGGGAAGUGGGGAACAGUUUGCGACGACGGCUUUGACAUAAGUGACGCGGAGGUUGUCUGUAGGCAGCUUGGUUUCCCCGGUGCCCUACGUAUCUCUAGUCAGUUGGAGUUUGGUAAGGGUAAUGGCCCAAUACUGCUGGACGAGGUACAGUGUGAGGGAACCGAGGAACGUCUACUGGAUUGUGAAUCGGCCGUUGCGAAUGAUAUCAACUGCGUACAUGAGGAGGAUAUUGGAGUGGUCUGCCGAACGGAAGAAGAGACUGGACCAGAGACCUUCAUACGUCUUGCUGACGGAGGGGCAGAUAACCUUGGCCGUGUUGAAGUCUACGCUGAUGACACCUGGGGAUGGGUGUGUAGCCUAAAGUGGGAUAAGAUCGAUGCAGACAUAGCGUGCAUGGAGCUUGGGUUCACCCAAGGGGCGUACAGAGUAUCAGAAGAAGGCGACUUCGGUGAGGGUAUAGGACCCCUACUCAUGGAACAGGUUCAUUGCAGAGGAGGUGAAAGAAGAUUGACUAAUUGUGAACAUUUGCGGUAUACGUCGGCAAAUUGUGGGAGUGGUUUCGCAGCCGGCGUGGUGUGUAGACCAAACACAGAGCCCGAGAUGCCCAUCCGCUUAGCUGGUGCCCAGUCGGAAAAUACUGGCCGUGUUGAAAUCUACCACGAAGGCCUGUGGGGAACCAUCUGUGAUGAUUCUUGGGACCAAGUUGACGCAGACGUUGUAUGCAGACAGUUGGGAUUUAGCCAAGGGGCUGUCAGGGCUGCUGUGCAAGCUGAGUUCGGAGCAGGCAUCAACACAAUCCUGCUGACCGAUGUGAACUGUUAUGGGUCUGAGCAGACUCUGGAAGAUUGCAAGAAGUCAGAGUGGGGAGAGAAUAGUUGUGAGCACAGCCAGGAUUCUGGAGUUGUAUGCAUCAAUCAACUGGGACCUGAUGAACCAAGUGUGCGCUUGGUGAGUAAGGGGGAACGAACCAAUGCUGGUUAUGUAGAGAUUUACCAUGAUGGAGAGUGGGGUACCAUCUGUGAUGAUGACUGGGACUUAAUGGAUGGGGAUGUGGUUUGCAAGCAGCUUGGGUUUGAGCAUGGUGCUCACUCAGUUAUCGACAGAGCGGGACUCGGUGAAGGAAUGGGUCCAAUCAUGCUAAGCAGCAUCAACUGUGGGACUGAGGAGACGAUGUUGGAAGAUUGUCCAAACAGUGGAUGGAAGACUCACUCCUGCAGCCAUAUUGAAGAUGCGGGCGUGAUUUGCCGAACAGAUCCAGAACCAGAGAUUCCUGUUCGUCUAGUUGGGGGUGCCGUGCCCAAUGAUGGUCGAGUUGAGCUGUACUACGAGGGAGAGUGGGGAACCAUCUGCAACGACGGUUGGGACAUCGACGAUGCCAAUGUUGUCUGCCAGCAACUUGGUUACCCCGGUGCUGAGAGGAUCUCAGAUGGAGAGUUCGGGCCCGGUACUGGAACCAUAUUACUGGAUGAGGUGGCUUGUGAUGGGACUGAAACCUCAUUGGAGAACUGCGGUCACGACGAGUGGAGAGUUACAAACUGUGUUCACUCUGAGGAUGCUGGGGUCCUCUGUAGACAAGAAAGUAUUGAUAGUGGUAAUGUCCGUCUUGUUGGUGGUUCCUCUAGUGCAAGUGGACGUGUUGAGAUCUAUCAUCAAGGACAAUGGGGGACCAUUUGUGAUGAUGAGUGGAACCUGGAUGAGGGAUAUGCUGUCUGCAUCCAGCUUGGAUUCUAUGGAGUGACCAGGGUGAUGGGGGAAGGGGAGUUUGGUCCUGGUGAUGAAAACAGCCCAAUCAUUGAAGCUGUGGAUUGUGACGGCACACAGACUACACUUGAAGACUGCCAGAUCAUAGGCUGGGGAACGACAACCUGUCAUCGUCAGGAUGCUGGUGUGGAGUGUCUGACAGAGCCACCACCAGAGGUUCCUGUACGACUCGUUGGUGGUUUGAGUCCAGCGUCUGGCCGACUGGAAGUCUUCAGAGAUGCCAUUUGGGGGACGGUGUGCCGUGACUUCAUCGACGAGACUGAUGCCACAUUGGUUUGCAAACAGCUUGGUUUCCCUGGACUCCUAAGUAUUGAAGGAAUUGAGGCUUAUGGCCAAGGGGACUUUGGGAUGCCUAUUUGGGCAGAGAUGCGCUGCACUGGAACUGAGCUCUCUGUAGAGGAAUGCACAUGGGGUGACAAUUUAGGAGUUACUGGCUGUAACCAUACCAAGGAUACUGGUAUCAAAUGCCAAACAGAGGAAAGAACUGUAUCUGAUAAUGUUAGACUGGUUGGAGAUGAACCUAACCUGGGGCGUGUUGAGGUCCGCAUUGAUGGGGUAGAAUGGGGAACCGUCUGUGAUGACUUGUGGAACCUUGAUGAUGCUGAGGUGGUGUGUCGAGAGCUUGGUUUUACCAAUGGAGCUGUACGUGCUGCAGUUGAAGCUGAGUUUGGCCAAGGUACAGGUUUAAGGAUUCUUAUGGAUGAUGUUGAGUGUACCGGUUCAGAGAUGUCAAUUCUUAACUGCAUCUUUUCUGGGGAGGAGAGUCAGAACUGUGGGCACUCUGAAGAUGCUGGUGUUGUCUGCCGGAUAGAUGAAGUGCCAGAUGUAACUGUACGCCUUGUUGGAAGUGAGAACAGUUACGAGGGUCGUGUUGAAGUCUUCUAUGAAGGUGAAUGGGGAACAGUUUGUGAUGACUAUUGGGACAUCACCGAUGCUAAUGUCGUCUGUAAGCAACUGGGCUUCUCUGGGGCUUCUAAUGCUUCUUUAGGAUCUGGCUUUGGGGAAGGAGUGGGAGCAAUUCUCCUUGAUGAUGUACAAUGUACAGGCAAUGAAGAAAGACUUGAAGACUGUCCCAGUGGAGGUUGGAGAGAAGAAAACUGCGAGCAUUCGGAAGAUGCUGGAGUCAUCUGCAUUGCGGAACCUGCACAAGUUGUAAGACUCAUUGGACCGGAAGCCCACAUUGGACGCGUUGAGGUUCGUAUUGAUGGGAGUGACUGGGGAAGCAUCUGUGAUUCCGAAUGGGAGUACGAGGACGCUAACGUGGUUUGCAAACAGCUUGGUUUUACCAGCGGAGCUGCGCAUGCCAUAGGGGGAGAUAGAUUCGGCGAAGCUACCGGCGAUAUACUGAUGUCUAGUGUUCAAUGUACGGGUUCCGAGACAGCAAUAAUAGACUGCCCUCGUGCUGCUGAGGGCGAAAGGAACUGCGGCCGCAGUGAAUUAGUUGGUGUUAUCUGCUGGAUGAAUGAAGUGCCAGAUGUAAAAGUACGCCUUGUUGGAAGCGAGAACAGUAACGAGGGUCGUGUUGAAGUCUUCUACGAAGCUCAAUGGGGAACAGUUUGUGAUGACCGUUGGGACAGUACCGAUGCUGAUGUCGUCUGUAGGCAGCUAGGCUUCUCUGGGGCUACUGAUAUUUCUGUAGAAGCUGGCUUUGGGGAAGGAGUGGGAGCAAUUCUUCUAGAUGAAGUAGGUUGUACAGGAGAUGAAGAAAGACUUGAGGACUGUCCCAGUGGAGGUUGGGGAGUAGAAAACUGCAACCAUUAUGAGGAUGCUGGAGUCAUCUGUGCUGCUGAAGUCCUUGGUGGUGAUGGUGAUCAAGUGACAUCCACAAUCCGCCUGGCUGGUGGCCCAAAUGAAAAUAACGGCCGUGUUGAAAUCUACCGAGAAGGUGAAUGGGGGACCAUCUGUGAUGAUCAAUGGGGUCGUAGUGAGGCGAGGGUCGCUUGUAAACAGCUUGGAUUCACCGGAGUGGAGCGAGUCGGAGAGUUUAAGGAGUUUGCAGACACUAGCCUUGUAGGUGUCCCCAUUCUGUAUAGUGUGGAUUGUGUUGGAAUUGAAGGCUCACUAGACUAUUGUGAAAGUACUGAUUGGGGAACAACAAGGUGUACUCAUGCUGAGGAUGCUGGUGUGGUCUGCCAGACAGAACCAUCACCCGAGGUAGGGGUGCGUCUUGUCGGUGGUUCAAGUCCAGAGUCUGGUCGAGUUGAGGUUUAUAAUGACGGUGAAUGGGGAACAAUCUGUGACAAUAUCUGGGACCCAGCACAUGGAGCUCUGGUGUGCAGAGAACUCGGCUACAGUGAACUCUACAGUAAUGAUGGCAUAGCGGAGUAUGGACAAGGAGAAGGUCCUAUUCUUGCUGGUGUAAUAUGUACUGGAUAUGAAGCAAAGCUAAAGGACUGUGGUUGGGGACUGUGGGAUACCCUUGCUUGUACUCACUCUGAAGAUGUAGGAAUAACUUGUCAAACAGGUGCAGCCGGUGGUGGUGGUGAAGGCGAUGAAACAGAUACACCUACAGAAGAAACCUCCCCUACAGAAGCAACCUCAACUGGUGAUGUCAGACUCGUUGGAUCAGUUCCAAACGCUGGGCGUGUUGAGGUCCGCAUUGAUGGGGGUGAAUGGGGAACCGUCUGUGAUGACUUGUGGGACCUUAAUGAUGCUAAUGUGGUGUGUAGACAACUUGGUUUUACAAGUGGAGCAUUCAGGGCUGCAUUUAGUGCUGAGUUUGGUGAAGGCGAAGGUUUGAUUCUCUUGGAUGAUGUUGAAUGUACUGGUUCUGAGACGACAAUUGCAGACUGCUCAAGCUUAGGACCUGGAGAAGGGAACUGUGGUCACUCUGAAGAUGCUGGGGUUGUCUGCCGAUCGGAUGAAAUGCCAGAUGUAUUUGUACGCCUUGUUGGAAGUGAGAACAGUUACGAGGGUCGUGUUGAAGUCUUCUAUGAAGGUGAAUGGGGAACAGUUUGUGAUGACUAUUGGGACAUCACCGAUGCUAAUGUUGUCUGUAGGCAACUGGGCUUCUCUGGGGCUUCCGAUGUUUCUAUAGAAGCUGGCUUUGGGGAAGGAGUGGGAGCAACUCUCCUUGAUGAUGUACAAUGUACAGGCAAUGAAGAAAGACUUGAAGACUGUCCCAGUGGAGGUUGGAGAGAUGAAAACUGUGGACAUUCGGAGGAUGCCGGAGUCAUCUGCAUUGAAGCUGGUGGUGGUGAAGGUGUUGAUGGUGGUGGAGGUGUUGAUGGUGGUGAGAUGAUAACCACACUCCGCCUGGCUGGUGGUCCAAAUGAAAAUAGCGGCCGUGUUGAAAUCUACCGAGAAGGUGAAUGGGGGACCAUCUGUGAUGAUGAAUGGGGUCGUAGUGAGGCGAGGGUGGCUUGUGAACAGCUUGGAUUCAGCGGAGUAGAGCGAAUUGGAGACUUGGGAGAGUUUGCAGACGUUAGUAGCUUUGGUAGCCCCAUUCUGUAUAGUGUGGAUUGUGUUGGAAUUGAAGGCUCACUUGACUAUUGUGUAAGUAAUGAUUGGGGAACAACAAGGUGUACUCAUGCUGAGGAUGCUGGGGUUGUCUGUCAAACAGAACCACUACCUGAGGUAGGGGUGCGUCUUGUCGGUGGUUCAAGUCCAGAGUCUGGUCGAGUUGAGGUUUUUAAUGACGGUGAAUGGGGAACCAUCUGUGACAAUAUCUGGGAACCAGCAGAUGCAGCUGUGGUGUGCAGAGAACUCGGCUACAGUGAACUCUACAGUAAUGAUGGCAUAGCGGAGUAUGGACAAGGAGAAGGUCCUAUUCUUGCUGGUGUAAUAUGUACUGGAAACGAAGCAAAGCUAAAGGACUGUGGUUGGGGACUGUGGGAUACCCUUGCUUGUACUCACUCUGAAGAUGUAGGAAUAACUUGUCAAACAGAUACACCUACAGAAGAAACAUCCUCUACAGAAGCAACCUCAACUGGUGAUGUCAGACUCGUUGGAUCAGUUCCAAACGCUGGGCGUGUUGAGGUCCGCAUUGAUGGGGGUGAAUGGGGAACCGUCUGUGAUGACUUGUGGGACCUUAAUGAUGCUAAUGUGGUGUGCAGACAACUUGGUUUUACAAGUGGAGCAUUAAGGGCUGCAUCUAGUGCUGAGUUUGGUGAAGGCGAAGGUUUGAUUCUCUUGGAUGAUGUUCAAUGCACUGGUUCUGAGACGACAAUUGCAGACUGCUCAAGCUUAGGACCUGGAGAAGGGAACUGUGGUCACUCUGAAGAUGCUGGGGUUGUCUGCCGAUCAGAUGAAGUGCCAGAUGUAUCUGUACGCCUUGUUGGAAGCAAGAACAGCAACGAGGGUCGUGUUGAAGUCUUCUAUGAAGGUGAAUGGGGAACAGUUUGUGAUGACUAUUGGGACAUCACCGAUGCUAAUGUCGUCUGUAGGCAACUGGGCUUCUCUGGGGCUUCCGAUGUUUCUAUAGAAGCUGGCUUUGGGGAAGGAGUGGGAGCAACUCUCCUUGAUGAUGUACAAUGUACAGGAGAUGAAGAAAGACUUGAAGACUGUCCCAGUGGAGGUUGGAGAGAAGAAAACUGUGGACAUUCGGAGGAUGCCGGAGUCAUCUGCCAAGCAGAAGAAACCCCCUCAGAAGAAACCUCCUCUACAGAAGCAACCUCAACUGGUGAUGUCAGACUCGUUGGAUCAGUUCCAAACGCUGGGCGUGUUGAGGUCCGCAUUGAUGGGGGUGAAUGGGGAACCGUCUGUGAUGACUUGUGGGACCUUAAUGAUGCUAAUGUGGUGUGCAGACAACUUGGUUUUACAAGUGGAGCAUUAAGGGCUGCAUCUAGUGCUGAGUUUGGUGAAGGCGAAGGUUUGAUUCUCUUGGAUGAUGUUGAAUGUACUGGUUCUGAGACGACAAUUGCAGACUGCUCAAGCUUAGGACCUGGAGAAGGGAACUGUGGUCACUCUGAAGAUGCUGGGGUUGUCUGCCGAUCAGAUGAAGUGCCAGAUGUAUCUGUACGCCUUGUUGGAAGCGAGAACAGCAACGAGGGUCGCGUUGAAGUCUUCUAUGAAGGUGAAUGGGGAACAGUUUGUGAUGACUAUUGGGACAUCACCGAUGCUAAUGUCGUCUGUAGGCAACUGGGCUUCUCUGGGGCUUCCGAUGUUUCUAUAGAAGCUGGCUUUGGGGAAGGAGUGGGAGCAACUCUCCUUGAUGAUGUACAAUGUACAGGCAAUGAAGAAAGACUUGAAGACUGUCCCAGUGGAGGUUGGAGAGAAGAAAACUGUGGACAUUCGGAGGAUGCCGGAGUCAUCUGCCAAGCAGAAGAAACCCCGUCAGAAGAAACCUCCUCUACAGAUACAACCUCAACUGGUGAUGUCAGACUCGUUGGAUCAGUUCCAAACGCUGGGCGUGUUGAGGUCCGCAUUGAUGGGGGUGAAUGGGGAACCGUCUGUGAUGACUUGUGGGACCUUAAUGAUGCUAAUGUGGUGUGUAGACAACUUGGUUUUACAAGUGGAGCAUUAAGGGCUGCAUCUAGUGCUGAGUUUGGUGAAGGCGAAGGUUUGAUUCUCUUGGAUGAUGUUCAAUGCACUGGUUCUGAGACGACAAUUGCAGACUGCUCAAGCUUAGGACCUGGAGAAGGGAACUGUGGUCACUCUGAAGAUGCUGGGGUUGUCUGCCGAUCAGAUGAAGUGCCAGAUGUAACUGUACGCCUUGUUGGAAGCGAGAACAGCAACGAGGGUCGUGUUGAAGUCUUCUAUGAAGGUGAAUGGGGAACAGUUUGUGAUGACUAUUGGGACAUCACCGAUGCUAAUGUCGUCUGUAGGCAACUGGGCUUCUCUGGGGCUUCCGAUGUUUCUAUAGAAGCUGGCUUUGGGGAAGGAGUGGGAGCAACUCUCCUUGAUGAUGUACAAUGUACAGGAGAUGAAGAAAGACUUGAAGACUGUCCCAGUGGAGGUUGGAGAGAAGAAAACUGUGGACAUUCGGAGGAUGCCGGAGUCAUCUGCCAAGCAGAAGAAACCCCCUCAGAAGAAACCUCCUCUACAGAAGCAACCUCAACUGGUGAUGUCAGACUCGUUGGAUCAGUUCCAAACGCUGGGCGUGUUGAGGUCCGCAUUGAUGGGAGUGAAUGGGGAACCGUCUGUGAUGACUUGUGGGACCUUAAUGAUGCUAAUGUGGUGUGUAGACAACUUGGUUUUACAAGUGGAGCAUUAAGGGCUGCAUCUAGUGCUGAGUUUGGUGAAGGCGAAGGUUUGAUUCUCUUGGAUGAUGUUGAAUGUACUGGUUCUGAGACGACAAUUGCAGACUGCUCAAGCUUAGGACCUGGAGAAGGGAACUGUGGUCACUCUGAAGAUGCUGGGGUUGUCUGCCGAUCAGAUGAAGUGCCAGAUGUAUCUGUACGCCUUGUUGGAAGCGAGAACAGUUACGAGGGUCGUGUUGAAGUCUUCUAUGAAGGUGAAUGGGGAACAGUUUGUGAUGACGUUUGGGACAUCACCGAUGCUAAUGUCGUCUGUAGGCAACUGGGCUUCUCUGGGGCUUCCGAUGUUUCUAUAGAAGCUGGCUUUGGGGAAGGAGUGGGAGCAACUCUCCUUGAUGAUGUACAAUGUACAGGCAAUGAAGAAAGACUUGAAGACUGUCCCAGUGGAGGUUGGAGAGAAGAAAACUGUGGACAUUCGGAGGAUGCCGGAGUCAUCUGCCAAGCAGAAGAAACCCCCUCAGAAGAAACCUCCUCUACAGAUACAACCUCAACUGGUGAUGUCAGACUCGUUGGAUCAGUUCCAAACGCUGGGCGUGUUGAGGUCCGGAUUGAUGGGGGUGAAUGGGGAACCGUCUGUGAUGACUUGUGGGACCUUAAUGAUGCUAAUGUGGUGUGCAGACAACUUGGUUUUACAAGUGGAGCAUUAAGGGCUGCAUCUAGUGCUGAGUUUGGUGAAGGCGAAGGUUUGAUUCUCUUGGAUGAUGUUCAAUGCACUGGUUCUGAGACGACAAUUGCAGACUGCUCAAGCUUAGGACCUGGAGAAGGGAACUGUGGUCACUCUGAAGAUGCUGGGGUUGUCUGCCGAUCAGAUGAAGUGCCAGAUGUAUCUGUACGCCUUGUUGGAAGCGAGAACAGUAAUGAGGGUCGUGUUGAAGUCUUCUAUGAAGGUGAAUGGGGAACAGUUUGUGAUGACUAUUGGGACAUCACCGAUGCUAAUGUCGUCUGUAGGCAACUGGGCUUCUCUGGGGCUUCAGAUGUUUCUAUAGAAGCUGGCUUUGGGGAAGGAGUGGGAGCAACUCUCCUUGAUGAUGUACAAUGUACAGGCAAUGAAGAAAGACUUGAAGACUGUCCCAGUGGAGGUUGGAGAGAUGAAAACUGUGGACAUUCGGAGGAUGCCGGAGUCAUCUGCAUUGAAGCUGCUGGUGGUGGUGAAGGUGUUGAUGGUGGUGAGAUGAUAACCACACUCCGCCUGGCUGGUGGUCCAAAUGAAAAUAGCGGCCGUGUUGAAAUCUACCGAGAAGGUGAAUGGGGGACCAUCUGUGAUGAUGAAUGGGGUCGUAGUGAGGCGAGGGUCGCCUGUGAACAGCUUGGAUUCAGCGGAGUAGAGCGAAUUGGAGACAUGGGCGAGUUUGCAGUUGUUAGUAGCGCAGGUGUCCCCAUCCUGUAUAGUGUGGAUUGUGUUGGAAUUGAAGGCUCACUAGACUAUUGUGAAAGUACUGAUUGGGGAACAACGAGGUGUACUCAUGCUGAGGAUGCUGGGGUUGUCUGUCAAACAGAACCACUACCUGAGGUAGGGGUGCGUCUUGUUGGUGGUUCAAGUCCAGAGUCUGGUCGAGUUGAGGUUUUUAAUGACGGUGAAUGGGGAACAAUCUGUGACAAUAUCUGGGACCCAGCAGAUGGAGCUGUGGUGUGCAGAGAACUCGGCUACAGUGAACUCUACAGAAAUGAUGGCAUAGCGGAGUAUGGACAAGGAGAAGGUCCUAUUCUUGCUGGUGUAAUAUGUACUGGAAAUGAAGCAAAGCUAAAAGACUGUGGUUGGGGACUGUGGGAUACCCUUGCUUGUACUCACUCUGAAGAUGUAGGAAUAACUUGUCAAACAGGUGAAGCCGGUGGUGGUGGUGGUGGUGAAACCGUUGUUGGUGGUGUUGAUGGUAAUGAAUUGACAUCCAGAAUCCGCCUGGUUGAUGGACCAACAGAGAAUAGCGGCCGUGUUGAAAUCUACCGGGAAGGUGAAUGGGGGACCAUUUGCGAUGAUCAAUGGGAAGAAGAUGAAGCGAUCGUUGCUUGCAGACAACUUGGAUUCUUUGGACUGGGUCGACUUGCAGCAGUAAAUGAGUUUGGGGGAGUAAGCACAGACAGCCCCAUUCUGUAUGCUGUGGAUUGUUCUGGCUCACAGAGCAGUUUAGAGGAAUGUGAGUUUGGAGAGUGGGAUACGGGAAGGUGUACCCAUAGAGAAGAUGUUAGUGUGGUCUGCCAAACAGAGUCAACAGGCCCAGACAAUGCUGUUGUGAGGCUUGUCGGUGGAUCAGACUCUGCUGGACGUGUUGAAGUCCGAGCUAAUGGCAGUGAGUGGGGAACAGUCUGCGAUGACUACUGGGAUCAAGACGACGCUGAUGUGGUUUGCAGACAGCUUGGUUUCAAUGGAGCAGUGAGGACUGUAGCGUUCUCGGAAUUUGGCCAAGGUUUUGGAGAUAUUCUGUUGGAUGAUGUUGAGUGUGUGGGUACGGAGUCAGCAAUCGCAGACUGCCCCCACGCAGGAUGGGGAGUUAGCAACUGUGCUCACUCUGAAGACGUUGGUGUUAUCUGUAUGUUGAAUGAAGUGCCUGAAGUGACAGUGCGACUGGUGGGUAGCGAGAACAGUAACGAGGGUCGCGUUGAAGUCUUCAAUCAAGGUGAAUGGGGAACAGUUUGUGAUGACUAUUGGGACAUCACCGAUGCUUAUGUCGUCUGUAGACAACUGGGCUUCUCUGGGAUUUCCGAUGUUUCUUUAAGAGCUGGCUUUGGGGCAGGGACAGGACAAAUUUUCCUUGAUGAUGUACAAUGUAUAGGAGAUGAAGAAAGACUUGAAGACUGUCCCAGUAACGGUUGGGGUGAGGAAAACUGCGACCACUCGGAGGAUGCUGGAGUCAUCUGUAACACCCAGUCCGUUGCUUUUGAAGUGAGACUUGCUGGACAAUCGGAGCCUAACCUUGGUCGAGUUGAAGUCCGCAGGGGAGACGGUGAAUGGGGAACUGUCUGUGAUGAUCUAUGGGAUCAAACUGAAGCUAACAUAGUUUGCCGACAGCUUGGUUUUAGCAACGGAGCAGUCAGGGUGGCAGCUGAUGCUGAGUUUGGGGAAGGUGAAGGAAACAUUUAUUUGGAUGAUGUUGACUGUGAAGGAACAGAGACAUCAAUUGAAGACUGCCCGAACGCAGGAUGGGGAACUAAUAACUGCGGACACUCUGAAGAUGUUGGUGUUGUCUGUGCAACUGAUGACAUGGUACAAGAGCCUGGUGUGACAUUGCGUCUUGUUGGAAGCGUAAACAGUUACGAGGGUCGUGUUGAAGUCUUCUAUGAAGGUGAAUGGGGAACAGUUUGUGAUGACUAUUGGGACAUCGCCGAGGCUAUUGUCGUCUGUCGCCAACUGGGCUUCUCUGGGGCUUCUGAUGUUUCUAUAGAAGCUGGCUUCGGGGAAGGAGUGGGAGCAAUUCUCCUUGAUAAUUUACAAUGUACAGGAGAUGAAGAACGACUUGAAGACUGUCCCAGUAACGGUUGGAGAGAAGAAAACUGUAGUCAUCAGGAGGAUGCUGGAGUCAUCUGCAUUGAACAUCCGCAGGCAAUGCUUACAGUACGACUUGCUGAUGGCCCUUUACCCAACAUGGGACGUUUGGAAAUAUUUAAGAACGAUACAUGGGGAACCGUCUGCGAUGAUCUGUGGGGUCAAACAGAUGCUGACGUGGUUUGUAAACAGCUUGGAUAUACCAAGGGAGCCGUACGCACAAGUGUGUUAGCAGAGUUUGGACAAGGUACCGGUGAGAUAUUACUUGAUGAUGUUGGCUGCCAGGGCUUGGAGUCGAGGAUUGAAGAAUGCCCAAGUGCAGAAUAUUCUGCGAUUAACUGCAAUCAUGCGGAGGACGCUGGUGUGGCUUGUAGACUCAAUGAAGAGCCUGAGGUGGUAGUACGACUUGUUGGUGGCAGUGAGCUAGAGGGACGUGUCGAGGCUUUCAAUGGAGCUGAGUGGGGUACAGUCUGUGAUGAUAGCUGGGACCAGACUGAUGCUGAUGUGGUGUGUAGACAGCUCGGCUUCACUAACGGAGCAGAACGAGCUACAGUUGCAGCUGAGUUUGGACAAGGCGCUGGGAGUGUGGUAAUGGAUGACGUUGCAUGCUCAGGAUCCGAGAUGACAUUAGCGGAGUGUUCGGGAGUAGAGGCAUCGGGAAUCAAUUGUGACCAUAGUGAAGAUGCUGGGGUUGUCUGCCUGCCCAAUGCAGAAUCACCAGAGUCUGAUUUGAUGUUACGCCUCGUUGGAAGCUCAAACACGUACGAGGGACGAGUAGAAAUCAUCAAUGGUGGUGAAUGGGGAACCAUCUGUGAUGAUUUGUGGGAUAAAGCUGAUGCCGAUGUGGUUUGCAAACAGCUUGGUUUCGCUAAUGGAGCUGUGCGACAUUCUAAGUCUGCUGAGUUUGGUGAAGGGGAUGGAUUGAUUCUACUUGAUGAUGUGGAAUGUACUGGUACAGAGACUACCAUUAUGGACUGUAUUAGCUCUGGAUGGGGAGUUAACAACUGUGGGCACUCUGAGGAUGCUGGAGUCAUCUGCCAUUCAAGCCAGGAUGAGCCAGAAGGUGGAGAUUCACCCGAUUCAGUGACCUUACGAUUGGCCAAUAUGGAAGGUGUCGAUGUAGUAACUGGUAGGCUGGAGAUAUUGCAUGAUGACCAAUGGGGCACUAUUUGUGAUGACUCUUGGAGUGUUAUCAACGCUAGGGUGGCAUGCCGUCAGCUAGGCUACCCCGGGACUGCAGGCUAUGCAGCAGAGGGUCUAGGUAGUGAUCCUAUCUGGUUAGAUCAGUUGAUGUGUAGCAGGGAGGAAGAAUCUCUAGAGGAAUGUCAAUCUGAUGGAUGGGGUGUUCAUGAUUGCUCUCAUGCUGAAGAUGUCAAACUAUCCUGCUUCACUGAUGCAAGCAUUCAGCUUCAGCUUGGCGGGGACGGGGCAACCGCCUCUUCGGGUCGUGUGGAGGUCUUGUUUGACGGUGUCUGGGGCACCAUCUGUGAUGAUGACUUUGGUUUGCAGGAUGCUGAUGUCAUCUGUCGACAGCUUGGGUUCGACAGGGCCGUGGACAUUGCAGGUGAAGGCAACUCGUUUGGACCUGGCGGAGAAAGCUCCCCAAUCUACUUUGAUGACUUGGCUUGUGAUGGAACUGAAGAGAGUUUGAUCUAUUGUCAGUUCCCUGGACUGAAGAUCACUAACUGUCAACACUCUGAAGAUGUAGCGGUGACCUGCCUUUCAGAGGACCAACUCGUGCCCUCAGAGGUCAUUCCCAAGUUGGACUCUGACGAAGGUGAGGUGCGCCUCGUUGGCGGCUCAACAGACUCUGAAGGACGAGUUGAGAUCUUCCACAAUGGUCGCUGGGGGACAGUAUGUGAUGAUUACUGGGACCUGACCGAUGCAAACGUUGUCUGCAAACAGCUUGGCUUCAUCAAGGCUAUCCAGGCAGUAGGAUCAGCUCGAAUGGGGCAGGGGGUUGACCCGAUCUUCUUAGACGAUGUUAAAUGUACCGGAUUAGAGCAAGGGUUAGCAGAGUGUGAUUCUGCUGGUUGGGAAAUCACUAAUUGUGGACAUUCUGAGGAUGCUGGGGUCAUCUGUGCAGCAGCCACGGAGGGUGAGCUUCGACUACGCAACGGUGAGGCACCCAACAAGGGGAGAAUAGAAGUCUUCCAUGACAAUCACUGGGGGACCAUAUGCAAUGGCAAUUUCGAUUUGGAAAGCGCCAAUGUGGUCUGUAGGCAACUGGGUUAUCCUGGCGCUGCUGAAGUGAAGAACAUGGCAUACUUUGGGGCAGGCACUGGCCCCUCCCACAUGCUUGAGGUGGAUUGUUUAGGAACGGAGUUAAGAUUGAUUGACUGUAGUGCUGCUGAUUGGAUUGAGGAGAGCUGUGGACACGAACAAGAUGUCGGAGUGGUCUGUAACUCAAUUGCGGAUGGAACGGUGCGCCUGGUUGCAGGGACCUAUGGCCCACAUGAAGGGCGUGUGGAGAUUUAUCACGAUGACCAAUGGGGAACAGUCUGUGAUGAUAGCUGGGACAUCAACGAUGGAAAUGUCGUCUGCCGUAAUUUGGGUUACGCUGGUGCUAAGGAAGUGAAGGGGUUGGCGUUCUUCCAACAAGGUAUCGAUCCGACAUGGAUGGAUCAAGUAAACUGUGCCGGAGAUGAAGCUUUAUUGGCUGAAUGUCUUUUCGACGGUUGGGGAAUCAACGAUUGCUCACAUGCCGAAGAUGCUGGAGUUGUGUGUAAUAUUGAAUCAAACAACGAGGGUGACAUUCGACUGAGUGGAGGAUCAUUGACGAGCGAGGGUAGAGUUGAGAUGUUUCUGAACGGACAAUGGGGAACGAUCUGCAACAAUGAAUGGGAUGAUGCCGAUGCGUUGGUCACCUGCUUGCAGCUGGGAUAUAUCUCUGCUGCAAAGGCAACCAUUGGCUCCUCCUACAACGUCGGUGAGACGCUGCCCAUACACCUUGACAUGGUUCGCUGUUUUGGAGGCGAGGAGCGUCUUGUUGAAUGUGUUCAUAGCACCACAAGUCUGAAUUGUUCCCCGGAGCAGAGUGCAGGAGUUCAGUGCACCACGGAGCCCUAAUACACUGGUUCUCUAAAAACACGGUGCCGCAAUAACUCUAAAUACUUGACAUUGAAAAGGCUUACUGAUUAAUUUUGUUACAACAAAUAGAAUAUCUGAUUUUAUGGCUAAAAGUGCCUCAAAUACUUCAUUAUAUCAUGACUACUCGCAGCUAAUAUUUGUAACAUCUUCAGCCCCUGUUCAAAUACAAUGGCUCGUUCUAAAAUCAAUGCUUUACCAUUCUAUCAAAAACUAAAAUUUGCUUUUAGUGAAAACGUUGACUCCCAAAUCUGUUCUGGCCUGGAUUCGUUAAUCAGGCCAUCAGACAACUGUGCUUUGACCAAUCAGGUAAGUGCUAUUUUUGGGCGGGGCUUAGUGAGUAGCCUAUUGUUGGACUGAUUUUUGCUAAGAUACUGUUUUGGUGGCCUAAAGUUAUGAGUGUUUUGUUUGGUCAUAGUAUCAUUUUUGUUUCUAACCUAGCAGGAUUUCUAGCUAACGGAAGAAAUGUCUGUUUUGUUUUCUUUUGGCUUUUCAUAUAAUCAAGUAUCAAGUUCUUCUCAUCUUCUUCUGAUUUAUGUUCUUUCUUUGCCUUGAAAAAUCUGUUAAAAUCAUUUUAUAAAAAGCCAUGUGUAGGUCAGUUAUUGUACUAAAAAUUGAAACUGUUCCAGUUUUCUCACAGACCUUCUUGCAUGCCUGUAAGACAUAUUGUAAGACGUAUUGUACUUGACAUAUUUUCUGUUUUAAUGCAGUUUAUGCAAAUCCAAGUGUUUGAGAAUCCACAACAAAUAUUUUUUGAAUACUUUAUGACAGGUUUUGUUCAAACAGUGAAAUGUACGUCCAUAUUUUAAUAGAUAGAUAAUAGAUUAGAUUUCUUUAAAGAUGUUUACAAAUGUUUAAAAAAGCAAAAUUUUAUUUUGAAGGACAGUUUGUCCACAAAAAAAAUAAAUGAAAUGUACACAUUCUCUUGAGAUUGUGAAUUAA